Molecule: messenger RNA, 1515 nt
Organism: Oldenlandia corymbosa var. corymbosa
Lineage: Eukaryota; Viridiplantae; Streptophyta; Magnoliopsida; Gentianales; Rubiaceae
Source: the annotation of a GenBank genome assembly
AUGGCUAAGGCUUAUGAGAGUUUCCUAGCACAAAAGGCAAAAGAAGGUGUUAUAACUGAUCUAUUGUCCAAAACUGUGUUUUUCUAUUUACUGAGGGCUGCUAAGAUGACUGCAGAUAUGAAUAUUGGAAAAUUAGAUGAUCAGAUUCAUAAUUGUGUUGCAUCCAUCAUGGAUAUGCCUGAUGAUAUCAUUGAAGAUAUCUUAAUAAGGCUACCUUUGAAGGUAAUUUUUGUUUGCAUGCGUGUGUGCAAGCAUUGGCAUCAUUUGAUCCUAAGUGCUGAGUUUGCUGAGAUGCACUUUGCAAAGCAGGAAGUGGGUUUACUACUUAAUAGUAUCAAUGAUGAUUUAGGUGUUCCUAAGAUUUGGUAUCUUGUUGAUCAAUCUGAAAUGGGCACUUUCCAUGAAUGUGAUGAAAACCUUCACAUAUGCCCCGAUUUCCCUUUGAGGCUACCAUGGCGCGAUCCAGGAGUUGCCGCUAUUAAUUUGGGGCUGACAGAUGAUAGAUUCAGAGUAGUCAAUUCCUACAAUGGGUUUAUUUGUUUCACUGAUUCAAACUACGAGCCUAUAGUUGUAUGCAAUCCUGUUACCAAAGAAUUAGUACAUAUUCCAGCGGGCAAGGAGCCUGUUAGAGACUUUGUUGAUUGUGGAUUUGGUUUCUGUCCAACCACCAAAGAGCUAAAGGUGAUCAGGAUUUCAUAUGCAAUGGUAAGGGUAUCACCGAGUCCCUGGACAACUCACCAAAAUUCAAAUAAAAGGAGGUGGGAUGGCAUGGUAUGCAGAAGGAUAGCUGCAGUACAUACCCUUGGAACCCAAUCUUGGCACGAUGUUGGCUACGCACCCUCAUAUGAUGGUAGGCUAACAUUCCCAACUUGUCUGCAUGGGAACCUGCAUUGGUUUUAUUCUUAUGAGAGCUGUCGUAGAAUUCUCUCAUUCAACUUUACAGAAGAGAGCUUCCAGAAAUUCCCAACACCACCAUCAAGCGGCAGUGAGCGUUUUGAUAGCACAAAAACACUUAUGAGCAUGGGUGUACUGAAUGAUAAUCUCUGCUUAAGCCUUGUUGAUGAUGAUCAUGCUACUGUAUGGAUAAUGGAGAUAUAUGGUGUCAAAGAAUCUUGGAGCAAAUUUGUUAAGUUCAAGAUGACAGAAACGGGUUUUGACAUUGUCUGCCAACCAAUUGACUACUUGAAAUGUGGAUCGCUGCUGAUGUUUCACUACUCGAAGUUUCUCAUCAUACAUUACAAUGUAGAAACCAAUAAAUGGGAAUGUCUUAAAGUUGGUGACAGUAAUUCAAAAUUUCAAGCAGUGACUCUUGUUCCAAGUUUUCUCUCGCUGAAAGAAGCUUUACAAGGAAAUGGAGAAAGAGCGCUGAACAUCCACUCACGGUGCAGCGGGGUUGAACUACAAGGGGGAGCUAAAAGGAUUCACAUAGCAGAAGAAGAUAGAGAAAAUUCACCUUCUGGCAGCUCAGCUCUUAAUAAGGAAUCAGCCUUAGAACUGGUUUUAAAACUGAGCUAG